This is a messenger RNA of Aspergillus oryzae RIB40, 1410 nucleotides long. Its product is annotated as fungal specific transcription factor domain-containing protein. The coding region runs from base 1 to 1410 and encodes 469 amino acids. Gene Ontology annotation, biological process: DNA-templated transcription. Gene Ontology annotation, molecular function: zinc ion binding; DNA binding. The transcript is spliced from 6 exons. The record is from RefSeq and is a predicted model, not a curated record. Lineage: Eukaryota; Fungi; Ascomycota; Eurotiomycetes; Eurotiales; Aspergillaceae.
AUGGAGUGGAUAUCUCAAAAAGUUGGAAACCUAUCUCCUCUCCAUGGCGCAUUCCCCAGCCGAGUGUUUUGCUCACUCCCAACAAAAGAUGAAAUUGUCUCCCUCGUGCAAAGUUACAUCGAGGACUUCAAUAUGCUAUUCCCAAUUUUUCAGCGGUCUGAGCUGCUAUCACUCUUCAAUCAGAAAAGCUUGGACAUGAGAGUUCAAACACCGAGCCAAUGGGCCUGCAUAAAUGCAGUACUAGCAACAGCAUACAUGAUCCGCCCUCAAGAAGCAUCCGGGACAGAUCAUCAUCAGAAAAGCUGGUUGUUCAUCCAAAAUGCCUUAGAAAUGGUGAAUGAGCUCUGUUUUGGCCCACCAGAUCUGUUGGGUCUCCAAGCGCUCCUACUAUUGGUUACCUUUCUUCUGGGGACAUCGGCUGAGAAUCCUUGUGGUUUUUUGGUCUCCGCUGCUAUUCGCAUCUGUCACGAACUUGGUUUGGGCAAGACAGAAGGCGGCUCUCCUUUGUGUUCGGAGGGAAUUCAGCACAAGCGGACACUGUUUUGGAUCGCUUAUUGCUUAGAUCGAGAUGUGACCUUACCAAUGGAAGCACCAACCGACAGCAAGUACAGCAUGCCAACCAGUGAUCUAUCUGGGAGCUUCAAUGCGUUCCGGUCAACUUGCCAGCUGGCUAUUAUCAAGGGGCAACUAUAUAAGGAUCUUUACUCCCCAGCUGCGGAGGAUAGGCCACUGAGCCAGGUCAUCGCUUCGGUUGGAGUGUUAGACGAGAAGCUUCAGGAGUGGAAACGAAGCAUUCCGCCCGAGUAUCAGCCGGAAAAGGCCGUGGCUGAUGGCCACCGGUCAAAAAUCUCUCCUGUGUUACUCCUGCUACAUUAUUCGUACUUCCACUGCGUGAUUGCAAUUCACCGUCGUGUUGUCGCCAGGGGCUUGAGCACUGGGACAGACCUUCUGGAGAAGGAUGACUUCACGAGCUCGCCCGCCUCGUUAUCUAAUCCCCGGGUAUUACUGUCUACGUCACUCUGCACCAAAGCCGCUAGAGCAUCUAUCAACCUUACAAAAUAUUUAUCGCAGGAUAAUACACCCCUUUUUGGAUCCUUGAUCUAUUACCCAGUGAUUGCGUCAAUGACGCUCUCAUGGAGUAUCAUACGCAACCCUCAAGAUGCUUAUCGAGGAUACAAUUUGAAACUAAUUGACCGGACAGAGGAUUUCCUGUCCUCUCAAGCUUUUUGCAAAGCUUUUGAGGGGAUACGGCGCCUUGUGAAGCAGUGCGCUGAAUACCGCUCCAUUGCGGAAGCUGCAGUAAAGGCCACAAUGUGGAUUGGCCUAUCGUUCGCUUUUGGUCCACUCACCUCUCCACGGCGUUAUUAUGAUGGAAAUCUUUAUGAAUAUACCCAAUGCACGCGAAUAUGA